This is a messenger RNA of Myxozyma melibiosi, 390 nucleotides long. RefSeq lists its product as uncharacterized. NCBI's taxonomy places the organism in Eukaryota, Fungi, Ascomycota, Lipomycetes, Lipomycetales, Lipomycetaceae. The record is from RefSeq and is a predicted model, not a curated record. The transcript is spliced from 3 exons. The coding region runs from base 1 to 390 and encodes 129 amino acids.
AUGCUCACUCGGCAUCUGCGCGCGGACGUUGUCAUGCUGCUAGGGCUGCUGCAAGGCGACACCAGAGCAUCAACUCCCAAGCCCGAAAGCUGUCUGGUGGCCAUGGUGCACGAAGCACCGAGCAAGCGCGACCGUGCAAGACAGAGACAGGACAAGACUCUCCCCUGGCCAGCCGGUGAGCCGGCUUCGAUCCUCUGUCUCGCGCAUGAGCGGCACAACGCCACCUCAAAGGAGAGUGCUACCGUGAACGGCAUAGGCUACUCUCAGGCGUCUCCGCGGAUGUCUGCCACAGAAUGCUACCGGUGCAUCAUCGGCGACUCUCUGCAUGAGAAUGCUACCUCUGAAGAGUCGAGUGACUACGGCAUCAACGGCAUCCGCGGUGAUCGUUGA